Messenger RNA from Ambispora gerdemannii, 246 nucleotides. The record is from the annotation of a GenBank genome assembly. Lineage: Eukaryota; Fungi; Glomeromycota; Glomeromycetes; Archaeosporales; Ambisporaceae.
AUGUCAGAGCAGUCAACAGGAUUAAAGUCGUCGAUAAAGAUUUACAAGUGGUUCGUUAUUUUUGAUGUCAGCAGUGAGAAGGAGAGCAACAGUCAUUAUGAAAUUAAUACGGAUAAAGAUGUGUUGGUUCUGUUGGAUAUGAGAGCGCAUGCACAUCUUACUAUUGAAGGUGACAGCAAUGAUUCUGUUGCACAAGUAAUAGCCAGACAUAGGUUGCAUUUAGGCGACUUAACUGUUGUUGUAUGA